Microthlaspi erraticum is the source of this 558-nucleotide messenger RNA. The record is from the annotation of a GenBank genome assembly. NCBI's taxonomy places the organism in Eukaryota, Viridiplantae, Streptophyta, Magnoliopsida, Brassicales, Brassicaceae.
AUGGACGUAAUGGAAUCAGCGAUAGCGGAAGCACGGACAUGGGCAGCGGCCCAAACGGUAGUUGAACGGGUAAACUUGGAUUGCUCUACUCAACUCAGGCACGUCCCACUAGGAGAAUGCUGCCAGAUUGAUGGAGCAUGGAAAGCAUUAGAAUGUCGGGCAGGACUUGGGUGGUACAAUUUCGAUCCCGAAUCGGGAUCCACUUUGGUGGGGUCCAGUAACCUACGGCGGGGAUUGUCUCCUUUACAGACAGAAUUGGAGGCAUUGGUUUGGGCUAUGCAAAGCAUGUUAGUCCAGAAUAAACGGCGGAUGAAUUUCCAAAUAGACUGCGCUCCGUUGGUGACGAUGGUGUCCAAACCUGCGGAGUGGCAAGCGUUUGCGAUCUUGCUAGACGAAGUAGAGAAAUGCAGAAGGAUGUUCCAGGCGUUCUCCCUAUCACACAUUCCCAGGACAAAGAACACGAAGGCAGACAAGCUAGCACGAAUUGCUCGAGAUCAGCCUCAUGAUGUGUACUAUAUAAACUCAAUUCCCCCGGUUUUGCUUCCCGAACCGGUCUAG